ACAGAUGUUUCCACAUGUUUUUCCCCUCAGGAGGCGGGGCCGAGCAUCAAGCGCACCAAGAUGAGUGACGACAGCGGGCUGGACAUGGACAACGCGGCUGAGAACGGGGGCGGGGACUCCAUGAUCGACGCAGGGGCCAGUGAGAUAGAGCUGGUGUUUCGGCCUCACCCCACCCUGAUGGAGAAGGACGACACUCACAACAGAGUUUUAACACAACAGGAUAUAUCCAUCACCAGUGCAACUUUGGCCUCGAUCAGUAACGCCACGGUGGAUCACCUCUCCAAGUACCUGGCGGUGCGGCUCGCCCUGGAGGAGCUGAGGAGAAACUCUGAGGCCAGUCCGGUUAAUGUGGAGGCAGCCUCAGAGAAACAGUACACCAUCUACAUCCCCACAGCGGGAAACCAGUACACCGUUCUGAAUGGUUCGUUCUCCUUGGAGCUGGUCAGCGAAAAGUAUUGGAAAGUCAACAAGCCCAUGGAACUGUACUUUGCCCCCACAAAAGAGCACAAGUAA
Menidia menidia (Atlantic silverside) is the source of this 513-nucleotide messenger RNA. NCBI's taxonomy places the organism in Eukaryota, Metazoa, Chordata, Actinopteri, Atheriniformes, Atherinopsidae. The record is from the annotation of a GenBank genome assembly.